Molecule: messenger RNA, 1689 nt
Organism: Oncorhynchus keta (chum salmon)
Lineage: Eukaryota; Metazoa; Chordata; Actinopteri; Salmoniformes; Salmonidae
Exons: 2
Coding region: 349-1023 (224 amino acids)
Source: RefSeq, a predicted model, not a curated record
UGGAACGCUGAAUUUGCCUUGCAACAUUGCGUUGCAGAGGCAGUUGCAGUACAUUCUGUGUGGUGCAUACGUUCAUGCAUCAAAUUGUAUGCGUAGACUUGACAGAAAGUAGCAAAAUAUGAAUGUAGAUUUUUUUUGCACACAUAUUCAGUAAAAAUGUGCAUAAAAACAGUUUGAUUGCAUAAUUUCUUCACAUUUUUUAUUAAUUUAUUUGCCAAGUAUAUUAUUUAUUCGAUAAUAUCCACAAAUUAAUUGUGAGAGCCUAUAAUAUAAUUUCCCUCCAAAAUGUAGUUUUGGAGCGAAAUGCAAUAAUAAAUAGUCAAGAUAGCAGAGUAGGCUCUUUCAACAAUGAGACCAACGUUGAAGAAGGUGGUCUUGAUCGUGUUGUUGGCCCGGGACCAGCCCCUCCGAAAGCGCAGGUCUGUGUGGGUCCAGAGAUGGUUAAAGUCCCGAAAGCAGGCAGGGGAGUUCCACCGUCUUAUUAAAGAGCUUCGACUGUUUGGAGAGGAAUUCCGAAGUUACUUUCGUCUGGACCGAAGCCAGUUCGAUCACCUGCUCCAGAUGGUUGGAGCCAGGAUCACCCGGAUGGAUACCAACUACCGGGAGUCCAUCAGCCCAGUUGAACACCUGGCGAUUUGUCUCCGAUUCUUGGCGACAGGGGACUCCUACAGGACCAUAGGAUUCAGCUUCCGAGUUGGACGGUCCACGGUGGCAGGCAUUGUCCCCUCUGUGGCACAAGCCAUUUGGGACUGUCUGGUUGGUGAAUACAUGCCUGUCCCCAAGGAGGAAGACUGGAGGGCCAUCGCUGCCAAGUUCCUGGAGAGGUGGAAUUACCCCAACUGUCUUGGCUCCAUUGAUGGGAAACAUGUAGUAAUCCAGGCUCCACCGUGCUCAGGUUUGCAAUUCUACAACUACAAGGGUAAAUAUUCAGUUGUACUCUUGGCUGUAGUAGAUGCCAUCUACUGUUUCCGUGUUGUCGAUGUUGGUGCUUACGGCAAGGGAAGUGAUGGCGUGAGCCUCUGAGACUGCCUUUGGCCAGGCACUUCAGGAUGGCACCCUGGAUAUUCCACCACCUGCAUCACUCCCUAGGGCUGAAGACCUAGGACCUGUUCCCCGCGUCUUCGUCAGCAAUAAGGCCUUCCCUUUAAGACCCAACCUCGUGAGGCCCUACGCUGGACGCCAGCUGCCAUUGCCAAAGCCUGUAAGGAUCUUUAACAAACGACUGUCCAGGGCAAGGUUAGUCAUUGAAUGCGCCUUUGGGAUUCUGGCAGCCCGAUGGAGAAUGUAUUGGAGAGUGCUUGGUCUCAGCACCUCAAAUGUCGAUGCCUGUGUGAAGGCCACAUGUGUUCUCCACAACUAUCUGCGGAGGCCAUUCCAGGAGCCGCUCCGGAUGGAGAUGGACACGCCAAAUGGUCACCUUCCUGAUGUCACCAGGGCAGGUGCCAACAACGCCCCCAGACAGGCACUCCAGGUGAGGGAGAAGCUGACCACCUACUUCUCAUCGCCAGCACGUGAAGUCCCAUGGCAGUAUGCCGUGGAGUGAAACGGCUCUUUUAAGAGCCCCAUAACACAAAGGUUCUUUUAAGAACCCUCCACUGUUGUCCAUAAAAUUGCAUUUUCCCCCAGAUUACUUUAUGUAUCAUUGUCUCUCAUUUGGAAGCUAUAUUUAAGUGAAAUUUGGGAGUAAAG